This is a messenger RNA of Coccinella septempunctata (seven-spotted ladybird), 4487 nucleotides long. RefSeq lists its product as uncharacterized. The record is from RefSeq and is a predicted model, not a curated record. NCBI's taxonomy places the organism in Eukaryota, Metazoa, Arthropoda, Insecta, Coleoptera, Coccinellidae. Bases 183 to 4106 code for a protein of 1307 amino acids. The transcript has 11 exons.
ACGGUUCGGGAAAUCAAACAAUACAAAAAAUUUUUGGAAAAUGUUUUCGGGUUCUUAAUAAUGACGUUUCAAAAGCAUUAAACAAAGAGAAGGUUAAUCUAUUGUUUAGCACGUUGUUAUAUCAUAAUAAAAGAUUUUAUGUAGUUUAUAAAUCGGGUUAAUUCUUGAAUCAACAAAUUGUAAUGCAUAAUAAAGGAAUGCGUAUAACACGAUCCACUAGAAAAAGAAAAGUCUCGCAGCCCAGAAGCAACGACAGUGGGGUUUCAUUGAAAUUUUCCAAUAUUCUCAACGUAGUGAGUUCUAAUACGGAACCUAGUGCAGCUAAAAUUGAGACCAAUAAGAAUUUGGAACUUUCUUCUAAAGGGGAAGAAAUCAAGAACAGUUAUAAUAGCCGAAAAUCAGAUCAGGAAUAUACUCCAGCUCCGGAUAGAAACCGGUUGGCUUUCGUUGAAGAUGAAGAUUGUUUAGAUUAUGAACCUUCUGAAGGCGAGGAUUCUGACAAGUCUUAUUCAGCGAAAGGGGAAGGUGAACAGCCUGAAGAUAUUGAUGAACAAAUCACUCAGUCUAUUCCAACAGUUCCUCUUAAGAAAUGUGAUGAAUCACAUGAAUACAAUUCAUCGAAUAAUGUAAUUCCUGACCACUUCAUUUCGUUUUCUAAUCGUCCUGAUAGUCUCAAUAUUGAAAGUAAAACAUGUAAUAACAACAUUGAGAAUGUAACUAUGGAAAAUGAUCAGAAUGACUCCAAGUUUCAAACAGAGGAUGAACUCCUUGAGGAGGAUUUCAGUCCAAAUGAAGAAAUCGAAAGUUACGAUGAAAAUCGGCUUUUAUACGAAGAAGAUCAAGAACCCAUUAACAAAAAAUUAUUCGACGAUGCUAAAGUUAACUUUAAGGGGGCGCUUAACAUAACAAUAACAAGACCUGUUCUUAAUACGUCUCAGAAUGAAGUUUAUUCACAAAAUUCACGUAGUAUAACCGCGGAGGAGAAUUCAAAUACAUUUCCAAUUACUCGCAGAUCUCCCAAUGUGCAAAUUUACAACAUAUCAACUAUACAAUCGAGGGUGAGUGAAAAUGAGUUUUCCGUGAAGAGGAAACAUGAAAAAUUAUCCGGUUCAAGUUCUUCAAGGGUUGUUCACGAUAAUAUCGAAACUAAUCAUGGUGAAAAGGACGGAUGUAGGAAUAGUUCAAGAGUUCCUUGUGAAGAUGAGACUGAUUUAAACUAUUUUAGACCUAUGACAAACUCUGUUUCGACACAAAAUGAGAAUCCAUUCAUAUCGCCUCCUGAAAAAAAAUGGAGGCGUGAAGAAAAUCAACCGUUUCUGGGAUCAAUAGAUUCUUGUGAUACUUAUGUUGUUAAAGAUCAAAAAAGGCGAGUGAAUAAUAACUUCCAUUCUCAAGAAGGAAGCGAGAGUAGGUUUCAAGACGUUGGUGUACAAAAAACCGUCUCAACUCCAUUGAGGUUUUCCAGUUCCGAUCUGUUUCAUUCGAGCAGAGACGAAGAUCCUGCUCAAGAAAAUGAAAAAAAGGAAUAUAUAGCCAGAUGGUUGAUGCAAAGUAACGAAGAUAACUUUUCCCAACUUCUCGAGUCCUUGUGCGAAUCUCACUUCACUGUGGGGUGUAACGAUGUCAGAUGUUCGAGAACGCAUUCUUUAGAAGAAAUCCGAAAGAUAAUCCAUCAGGCGAACUUCCAAGAAUUCAACAAACUCUACCGAAUUGCCCUGACCCAAGAACUUUGGUUCAUGUGGUUGUUCGACAUCUUCCUGGAAUGUUUCAAGGUGACCCCGAGGGUUGGCGAAGUGUUGCUGAUGGAUAUGAUCGACGAUGUGUACAAAGUUUUCAACGGUACUUUCACAGAUAAAACUAGCUACAUCAUCAGGAUCAUCGAGGGUCUCAGGAACAUGGGGUAUUCGCUCAGGGAUGCCGUUGAACGUAUCCUGGUAAAAUACGGCACUUCCCAGUUGUGGAUCUGCGACAUAUUACUGUUUGUCAUCGCCAAAGAGCCCAAUCUGGAGGAGAACUGGUGUCUGGUGCAAAAGAUCACUUGGUGUAGGAAGGAACAGAUCGACCAUGAGGUGGUUACGGAACUCCUGAUGGGCUCCCUCCAAAAUUACCCGCUGAAUAAGGAACUUUGCAAGAAGAUUUACAACGACAUCUUCGAGAAGAACUUGGUGGAUUUGAACAAGAUACCUCGACAUCUCUGGGAAAUAGUGACUAAAAUGUCAGGAGUCAAUGUGAAACCUAAGAGGAAGGAUGUCAGUUCGAACUCGAGUUCUACGGAAAGUUGCACCACUAAAGAUGCCGGUCAGUUGAACAGUCCCGUACUUGGAGAGCAACAGAGAAAAGCAUUGGGUUUUGAUAGGAAAAGUUCGCCAGAUUUGGUGCUUCUCGAUGGGGAGCAACGAAGAAAAUCAUCGAGUUUCGAUAGGAAAAGUUCCCCAGAUUUAGUGCUUUACGAUGGAGAACAACGAAGAAAAUCGUCUAGUUUCGAUAGAAAAAGUUCCUCAGAUUUAGUACCGUACGAUUGUUCGCGAGCGUCUUCUUGUUCUCCGAUUCCAGUGAUUAAAGAUCAUGAUGACGUUUUCCAUGGACAAAUUGCGUUCAGAGAGGACGCCUUCAAGGGUCAUAUAGGAUAUUCCCCGAAGAUGAUCUCGAAGGAAUCUGUUGAGUACAAAAAGCGUCAAACCAGCACCCCCAGCGACUGCAGUUCCGGCGGUAUAAACGAGAGGGUGGUGAGGAAAUUCAUCGAAUCCCUCAGCGGCGUGUCCAAAUCGCAAACGCCGGCCAAUUUUAUAGCUCAUCCUUCCUGUCAGCCGACCAUACAUCCGAAUUUCCAAUGCAACUCUUCGCUGCACAACCUGUUCCCCGAAGUCUACUCCUGCGACACGGACAUCUCGAUCGACGACAUACGUCGAUUGAGCGCCUCUCUGAAAGAAACUGAUUCUGUUGCUCUGAUGGAUGUCCUGAAGUCGUACAGUAGUCCGUAUACCAUCGAAAACUUCAUCGUCAACGUGCUGACGUUGAUCAAGUCUAUAAAACAGGGCCAUGCGAUUUUUAAAACGUUCAUGGCACUCCUGGACGAUCUGGAAGAAAAAGAACCUGAUUACAUGAACAACAUGUACAUGAAGGUUUUGGUCGAAGUGCUGGCUUUGAAUUUGAUCUACAUGUUAGAUGCAAAAGGAAAAUGGGAUCUCUGCAGGAAUAUACUCAUGAAAAUAAAAGAUUGGCACAACUUGGUCACUUCCAAGAUUUUCCUGCGUAAAACUAACACGAAGUCGCAUAUGGGGCGUUAUAUAUACUUGAUCAAUGUGCUGAUAUCAGCCGAGGACUUUUCUUGGGUGAACGAACUCUUUCAGGCCAAGGCCCUUAACCUGUUGGGACCGCCCUCGUCUUGGCCCUUCGAUUUCAAACCGUCAGAUGAAGAAGCUCGAAAUAAAGCUCUCAAAUCCUUUUUCGAUAAGGGUUUCCCGAAGAAUAUUUUCAUCGCCAAUGAUUUGCUGAAGAGUAUAAUCCUCAUGAACGCAGGUUUUGUGAGUGGUUUCGAUCUCUGGGAAUGGUUUAAUAACAAGCUCCUCUCUUUAAUGGAGAAUCAAGAUGCAAACAGAUCGCUUCUUCUGCUGUUAUCUUACGAUAUAAGCAGUCAUUAUGAACGGUAUAUGGAUGGGUUCGUGCUGCAGGCCUAUAUGCUCCACAUGCAUGAUCACGUUCAGAGUGAAGAGGCAUUGAAAUUAUUCAAGCUUUGCUGCAAAAAGGGGGUCUAUCCUGAUUAUACGGGUGAAGAGAGGGUCUUGUAUGUAUCGACCAAUCUGACAAACUUCGAGAUCACCUCUUUGUUGCACUGUUUCGUUGAAAAGUUUAGGACUGGACGUGCUCCCCCUCAUGAUUUCCACAUAGAAUUGAUGUUGCCUGAAGGCAGAUCUAAAGAAUUGAAAAUAAUUGAAAGAAAAUUCAGGAUUUCCAGGAAUGUUUAUAAAGUGUUCGAAACUAUAUGUUUGAUUCUGGAAACAAAGUACCAUAUAUUGAUCAAUCAGCCGAUACAGUCGAGAAUCUUCAUAUCCCAAAUGAUGCUGUACAAAUUGUUGAUGACUAAUGAGAAGAAGGGAUUUAUUUAGUUUUAAUUCUGCUGACUAUUUUUUCAUUAUUUUUUUUCUCUUUUUUUUUUGGCUGCGACGUUGUAUUACAAUCGUUUUAAUCUUUUUCAGUAUUACUUUAGUUUUUUUUUUUCUCAAUUUUUACGAGUCUGUGAUAUGAUAUCGCCUACAGUUUUUCUAGAUGUAAGUUUAUUGGAUUCAGUGAAUUCAAAAUAUAAAAGUGAAGAUAACGCUUAUCUUCAAUAAGGAUAUCUAUAUUUUCAUAGAUGUUAUAAGACUUAAAAUGAAAAGUUUAUUUUUUGUUCUUUUUAGUAUAGAUUUUUAUUCCUUUUGAGAGUUCCUACUUUUGUUGUUCAGAAUUAUCGUUAAGUUUUUCGAAAUAAAUAUUUUUUUAUUUAUUCA